Messenger RNA from Knipowitschia caucasica, 2457 nucleotides. The record is from the annotation of a GenBank genome assembly. Lineage: Eukaryota; Metazoa; Chordata; Actinopteri; Gobiiformes; Gobiidae.
AUGAGCAGCGAAGUGGACCCGUCUGGAGCAGAGGAUGGGAAGAGGCGCAGAGUGCACGGGAUGUUGAAGCUUUACUACGGGCUGAAUGAGGAGGGCAAGGCCGUGGAGCAGUCUGAGUCCUUGGAUCCUUGUGAUAUCAAUGGGCCUCACUUCGACCCAGAGCUGUACCUCAACAAGCUGAGAAGGGAGUGUUCUCUGGCAGAGUUAAUGGACCAUGAGACAUGCAUGGUCAAACAGAUCCGCUCUUUGGACAGUGACAUGCAGACACUUGUGUAUGAAAACUACAACAAGUUCAUUUCUGCAACAGACACAAUAAGAAAGAUGAAAAAUGACUUUAAGAAAAUGGAGGAUGAAAUGGACUGCCUUUCUGCUAACAUGGCAUCCAUUACUGACUUUAGUGCUCGAAUCAGUGGCACGCUUCAGGACCAGCAUAUGCAGAUUACCAAAUUGUCAGGUGUACACACUUUGUUAAGAAAGCUGCAGUUUCUCUUUGAGCUUCCCGCCAGGCUGAACAAGUGCUUGGAGCUGCAGGCCUAUUCUCAGGCUGUGAACUCGCAUCGCAGAGCGCGCUGUGUGCUGCAGCAGUACAGCCACCUGCCGUCCUUCAAAGGCAUCCAGGACGACUGCCACGUCAUCAUGGACAAACUCGCACAAGAACUACGCCACAAGUUCAGAGAUGGUGGGAGCAGUUCCAAAGACUUAUCAGAGUGUGUGGAGUUGCUGCUACAACUGGACGAGCCUGCUGAGGAGCUCUGUGAUAAAUUCCUCUGCCAUGCUCAAUCUCGACUGGAGUCGGAUCUCCUCGGUCUGGAGGCCGAGAUAAAUCCUGUUGCUUCUGGUGUGAAAGAUGCUUCUGCUCAUAAAGACUCUAUCACUGCUGCUGGUUCACCCACAAAUGUCUCUCCUCUGUCCUCCCCCACCUCUGCCAAGACAGACAUUUUGGAGUUCAUUGAUCGAGGCUGCAACGAGUUUGUCAGUAGUUUAUGCUUAGUAAUUGCAUCCUACCAAGAACUAUUUAUCUACCAUCCUCAAACUGGUGAGCUUGCAACCAAGAACAUUCCCCAGAUGGCAAAUGGCAAGCUGCAUGUGUUUGUAGACGAUCUUGCGACCCGCUACUUCUCCCUGGUCGAGCGAAGGAUCCAAGAGGAGAGGGGAGUGGGGGAUAACUCUCUGCUUGUACGGGCAUUGGACCGUUUUCACCGCAGACUGCAAGCUGUGACCAAGCUACUUCCUGGUUCAUCGGUGCCGAACCAUGGCACUGCGAUCGUGAUCCGUGCGGCGAAUGAGCGCGUGAAGCAGUAUCUGUGCGCACUGCAGAGCUUCUACAUGGACAGUUUGACAGAUGUGAGACAGGCCCUGGCCACGCCACGUCUCUCUAUGGGAGGAGCUUCAGCUAUGGGGGGGGCGUCGGGUAGGGACAACCCGAACAGUUUGCCAGAGCUACUGUCUUCCUUGUCGUCCUCCAUUCUCAAUCAGAUCAAGUCUGUGCUGGCAUCUGUGCAUCUUUUCACAGCCAAAGACAUCGCAUUCUCGAAUAAACCGUACUUCAAGGGGGAAUUCUGCAGUAAAGGUGUCCGCGAAAGCCUGGUAGUGAGCUUCAUCAGGUUUGUGUGCCAGUCGUCCCGUCAGUUCUGUGAAAGUGCUGGAGACAAGGGUGGCUCCACGCCUCCCGCCCUCCUGCUGCUGCUAUCCCGCCUCUGCCUGGACUAUGAGACAUCCACCAUCUCUUACAUACUCACACUCACGGAUGAGCAGUUCCUGGUGCAGCACCACAGUCCUGUCACACCCGUCACUACUUUAUGUGCUGAAGCCAGGGAAGCGGCGCAAAAGCUUCUGAACCAUUAUGUGAAGGUUCAGGGGUUAAUUAUUUCUCAGAUGCUCAGAAAGAGUGUAGAGACCAGAGACUGGGUGAACACUAUUGAACCACGAAAUGUCCGUGCUGUGAUGAAGAGAGUGGUGGAAGACACUACUUCUAUUGAUAUUCAGGUGGGUCACUUGUACGAAGAGGGAGUGAGAAAAGCACACAGCAGUGACUCCAGCAAAAGGACUUUCUCCGUUUACAGCAGCUCCAGGCAGCAAGCCCGCUAUGCUGCCAGCUACACUCCAAGUGCUCCUAUGGACACUAAUCUGUUGAGCAACAUACACAAGCUGUUUUCUGAAAGGAUUGACAUUUUCAGCUCAGUGGAGUUCAACAAGGUGUCGGUCAUAACGGGAAUAAUCAAAAUCAGCCUGAAAACCUUCCUGGAGUGUGUGCGCUUGCGUACGUUUGGUCGUUAUGGACUGCAGCAGAUCCAGGUGGACUGCCACUACCUGCAGAUGUAUCUGUGGCGCUUUGUUUCAGAUGAAAACCUUGUCCACUUCCUGUUGGAUGAGAUAGUGGGGAGCUCUGCACACCGCUGCCUCGACCCUGCACCCAUGGAACAGAGUGUUAUUGAAGUCAUUUGUGAAAGAGGUUAA